AUGUCGAAUGCAAAUGAGAAUGGUAAGCAAAAGCAGUAUUCUGAUAGCAAUAACGGGAUGAAGAAGAAAAACAAAAAGGGCAGAGCAUUGACCCUUUCGGAGCUUCUGAUUGGUAAACAAGUGAUACCGCAGGUCUAUGAGAAACAAGCUAAGCGACCUAUGAACGAUCCUCGUGAUCAAAGUCAUGAGACUGAAAACUCCAAAGACAGCGGACAUGGCGAGAAGAAUAAGAAAAAAAUAAUGGCGGGGACCGAGCAAUACAAGGAGAAUGAAACUUUGAGAACGACCGCUAAUUCUCGAACACGUUCCCGUUCGCCUCCCUUUAUUUCAAGAGCCAAUGGAGAUGACAAUUGGAACAUUCCGAAACACACAAACGAUUUUCGUUCUGCAAGAGCAGGCAAUAAUAUAAACAUUAACAAUACCACCUCCAAUUCCAGUUGGAGGUGUUCCGAGUCACAUUCAAAUACCAAUGUAAAUGAAAACUGGAACAUUGCAAAAGAUAGAAGACAAACAUCCAAUUAUAGUAAAGAUUACAGUUCUAGAGCAAACUCUAACAAUGGUAAUUCUGGUUAUUCUCGUCCUCUGUAUGGAAGUGGUUUUAGUAAUAGGCCUUGGCAGCAGCAGCAAAGGAAUACUGCUCACCCUCCAUGUCCUCCCUCCCAAUAUCGUCCACUUUCCAAUAAUUGGGAUGACGACGACCGAAAUUACAGGCUUUAA
Molecule: messenger RNA, 717 nt
Organism: Cryptomeria japonica (Japanese cedar)
Lineage: Eukaryota; Viridiplantae; Streptophyta; Pinopsida; Cupressales; Cupressaceae
Exons: 1
Coding region: 1-717 (238 amino acids)
Source: RefSeq, a predicted model, not a curated record